AUGGUUUCUAUGAAGCUUGCCACCCUUUUGCUCAUCCCAAGCGCCCUUGCUGGGAUGGUUAAGAGACAGGAGCCAAAUCCAAAUGUCGUAGUCUUUGAAGAACCUGGGUGCGGUGGCCAGCCACAGCCUAUUGCCCUGAACACCUGCAUUGAGCGUUUCACUGACGAACGCGAUAUCCAAGCUAUCGGAAUCCGUCCCGGAUUUUACUGUACAGCUUAUCGGGGCCCGCAAUGCCAGACGCCGUAUCGUAAUUACGGUCCUGGAUGUAAUACUCUGGAUGGGGGAGCAUCAGCAAUUCAGUGUUUCCAAAGAUCCUAA
Molecule: messenger RNA, 318 nt
Organism: Nannizzia gypsea CBS 118893
Lineage: Eukaryota; Fungi; Ascomycota; Eurotiomycetes; Onygenales; Arthrodermataceae
Exons: 4
Coding region: 1-318 (105 amino acids)
Source: RefSeq, a predicted model, not a curated record